UAAAUUAUACUGACAAAUAUUCAAUAAUCAAUUUGUAUCAGUUUCGUCUUUGGAUAAUAGCGAAAAUGGCCCGUAUUGGGAACGUGACUGCAGAUCAGUUGUUAGCUGGUACCAAUGUAUUAUCUAGGCCUGCAGAUGAAUUUGACAAUGAUCCUUCUGUAGAAGCUAUGUGGGCAAUGAAAGCCAUGGAGCAUGCUGAAGUUUACUUCAAUAUUUUAUGUUCUGUUGACCCAAAAUAUUUGAAACUCACCCCUCAUGAUGAACUUAUAUAUAAGACAUUUCGUGAAGUUUUUCCUGAUCUGAAAGUAGAUAAGAUAAAGGAGGACGAAUUAAAAUCACCCGAAGGAAAGGCUAAAUGGAGACCUUUUUGUGAGCAAUUCAAAGAUGUUGUGGAAGAUUAUAGUUUUGGUACAUUGCUGAGAGCUGAUUGCGAAGGAGAUUACUCAGAGGAGAAUAGUAUACUCACAACUAGAAUACAGUUUUACGCUGUUGAGCUUGCCAGGAAUAGAGAAGGACACAAUGAUGAUAUUAGACGAAAGUACAAACCCAAACAGGUUACAGAAAAAUCAUAAAUUACGAUUGUAACAUUGUACGUUAAUUACGUGGAUAGUGUGUAAUUUUUUAUCUGCAAUUUUCUACAAGUGGAACAUACAAGAACUUAUUGAACGUUAUUUAUAACAAGCAAUAUAAAAUAAACAGUUUUAAAAAGAAA
Molecule: messenger RNA, 712 nt
Organism: Ceratina calcarata
Lineage: Eukaryota; Metazoa; Arthropoda; Insecta; Hymenoptera; Apidae
Product: protein PBDC1
Exons: 4
Coding region: 66-572 (168 amino acids)
Cellular component (GO): cytoplasm
Source: RefSeq, a predicted model, not a curated record